Messenger RNA from Saccostrea echinata, 609 nucleotides. Its product is annotated as complement C1q subcomponent subunit A-like. The record is from RefSeq and is a predicted model, not a curated record. Lineage: Eukaryota; Metazoa; Mollusca; Bivalvia; Ostreida; Ostreidae. The transcript has 3 exons. The coding region runs from base 1 to 609 and encodes 202 amino acids. Gene Ontology annotation, molecular function: protein binding.
AUGGCAUCUUAUUUAUUGUGUUUAGUAAAUUUCGUGGUAGUGUAUACAUGUAUUUGUAUUACCCACUGUUUGCUGCUUAACGAUCCUUUGGUCGUCGAGCAGCGUUUAGCUCGCAUGGAAUCUUUGGUUGAAGGACUCUCCCAAGAAGUCACUGCAUUGAGAUCUGAGAAUACAGACCUGAAAUCUAAAAUUACCUCAGAAACACGAACACCAGUGUAUUUUUCGGCAUACAGGAAGAACAGUCUGACCUUGACAUCGCCCUCCAAGGUGGAUGUUGUGUACGAUGUUGUUCGAAGUAACUUCCACAACUGCUAUAACCCCACCACAGGCCAUUUUACAGCACCAAUGAAGGGCUUUUAUGUCUUUAGUUGGGAAACCUCAACAGCUGCUGGGAAAAUAUUUGAUACCGAACUACUGGUCAAUGGUACAAGACAUCAACUAAAUUACUGUAACAAUUUGGCAACAACUGCUGCCUUUUCAAGCUGCACUGGGGUCGUCCCUAUCCAGCUUGAAGCUGGGGAUGUCGUUAACAUCAGAAGCACUGUUGGGACAUAUUGCCACGGUAGUGGAUGGUCUAUCUUCAGUGGCUGGCUCGUUUUUGAAAUGUAA